Molecule: messenger RNA, 630 nt
Organism: Candidula unifasciata
Lineage: Eukaryota; Metazoa; Mollusca; Gastropoda; Stylommatophora; Geomitridae
Source: the annotation of a GenBank genome assembly
AUGAACACACAAACCGGUUCAUGUAAAGCAUUGGCCACAAAACUCACCAUAUUAACAGAGGGAAAUAUUGCCACGCUUAAACUAAGCAACUACGACACGAGUAAUGGCACUGUGGUAGUCAUCUCGUGCUAUACGCCCUCGUACCAGGUACAGGGAAACUCACGGGUCACAUGUGUCAACGGGUCGUGGCAGCCAGCACCCCCCGAUCCAGACUGCGUGCCCAAGCCAAGCGUGACCCCAACAACCCCUGCUUACAAUAACACACAACCGAACAGUGCCCAACCUGCCCUUGGCCCCUACGACACGGUUGUUAUCAUCACGUCCUGCAUGCUGGCAGUGAUAGUCAUAUUCCUGUUGGCUCUUCUAUUGUACAAGUGUUGUACGUGCCGUUCAAAACCUAGCAGCAACACAUAUGAACUGCCACGAUCCACCACAUCCACACUUCCACUGUUCACCACACAAACAGGAUCGCACGUCCUGCAGUCAUCCUUCCCUGGAAGCCAGCGUUCGUGGACCUAUCUCAGCGUGGAUCGACUAAUCCGAGACAUUGAAACAUCCCGGAAAGAGAACCCCAACCAUAACUGGAGGGACUUUGCUUCAAUCUCUUCUUACUCUACAAAACGGUUGUGA